AUGAACACAAUCGUCUUCGGCCACCCCUCGGCGAAUCCGCUACUGCUGGCAAUCGAGGCCGCAAGCGAGCCCAACAGCUACCUACUACUGCUCAUAAACGCGUUGGAAGGCCCUCAAAAAGAGCCCGAACGGAUACGUCCUCCCCUACAUACUCCUCCUAAGCCAGCGAUAGUUGAACAAGAGGAGGAUCUACAACAGGCGAAUGCGGAGAACACUACGGAGAACAUUGCGGAGACAGUCAUCAGCAGCAGUGACACAACAGGCCUACUCUCCACGGUCUCACACCAAUCCACUCAGCCAGUGCAAGAGAAGUCAAUACAGCAGGCGAAUGCGGAGAACACUGCGGAGAAACCAAGCGGCAACAAGGCCCCCAGCACCAAGAACACGGCUCAGCUCUCCAAGAUCCCACGUCAUAUGCUCUCCACGGUUCCACAUCAAAUCAUCACUCAGCAAGCGGAGAACACCACUACAACUUGGCCUGUCAUCCCCACUGCAUUGAUAACAUCGCAAGAGGAGGAACUAUAA
Molecule: messenger RNA, 525 nt
Organism: Letharia columbiana
Lineage: Eukaryota; Fungi; Ascomycota; Lecanoromycetes; Lecanorales; Parmeliaceae
Exons: 3
Coding region: 1-525 (174 amino acids)
Source: RefSeq, a predicted model, not a curated record